Alternaria rosae is the source of this 801-nucleotide messenger RNA. Its product is annotated as EF-hand protein. The record is from RefSeq and is a predicted model, not a curated record. Gene Ontology annotation, biological process: spindle pole body organization. Gene Ontology annotation, cellular component: central plaque of spindle pole body. Gene Ontology annotation, molecular function: calcium ion binding; enzyme regulator activity. The transcript has 6 exons. The coding region runs from base 138 to 587 and encodes 149 amino acids. NCBI's taxonomy places the organism in Eukaryota, Fungi, Ascomycota, Dothideomycetes, Pleosporales, Pleosporaceae.
GCCCAUCUUGCCCAGCCGCAAACACUACGGGAACCUCCUUCACACCACACCUGCGCCUCUGCUCUCUAUCCACCACGCCAGACCAUCGUCGCCCAGCAACCCAGCACCCACCCUUCCAACCACCAUCCAGAGGAAACAUGGCCGAUUCUCUCACCGAGGAGCAAGUCUCCGAGUUCAAGGAGGCAUUCUCUCUGUUUGACAAGGACGGCGAUGGCCAAAUCACCACCAAGGAGCUGGGCACCGUCAUGCGCUCGCUCGGCCAAAAUCCCAGCGAGUCUGAGCUCCAGGACAUGAUCAACGAGGUGGAUGCCGACAACAACGGCACCAUUGACUUCCCAGAAUUCCUGACCAUGAUGGCCCGCAAGAUGAAGGACACCGACUCCGAGGAGGAGAUCCGGGAAGCCUUCAAGGUCUUUGACCGCGAUAACAAUGGUUUCAUCUCCGCCGCCGAGCUGCGCCACGUCAUGACUUCUAUUGGCGAGAAAUUGACUGAUGACGAGGUUGACGAGAUGAUCCGGGAGGCCGACCAGGACGGUGACGGCCGAAUUGACUACAACGAGUUCGUCCAGCUUAUGAUGCAGAAGUAAGCCUUUGAAGUUGCGAGGUGGAAUGACUACACGUAUUACGACGGUAGCACGGCUGAGAGUUGAUGGCGACGAGUGACGGCACAGUUUGACCUACUUGGCGUGUCUUUGUACCCCAGAUUCGGUUGCUUGUAACCCGAGUCGCCCGACUUGUUUGUCAGCGUCUCCAGGGAAUUGUCUCCUAUACCUAUCCUCAAUUCACAUUCUCACGUGUUUA